Messenger RNA from Photinus pyralis (common eastern firefly), 4692 nucleotides. Its product is annotated as probable multidrug resistance-associated protein lethal(2)03659. Gene Ontology annotation, molecular function: ATP binding; ATP hydrolysis activity; ABC-type transporter activity. The transcript is spliced from 11 exons. Gene Ontology annotation, cellular component: membrane. Bases 288 to 4520 code for a protein of 1410 amino acids. The record is from RefSeq and is a predicted model, not a curated record. Gene Ontology annotation, biological process: transmembrane transport. NCBI's taxonomy places the organism in Eukaryota, Metazoa, Arthropoda, Insecta, Coleoptera, Lampyridae.
ACCUUGAUUGUUUAGCAAAGAUUACAUAAGAUAGCGUUCUGUAACAGUUCUACAGAGAUGCGUCUCGUUCACUUGUUGGUGCUGCCGAUUAAUGAAUUGAUGACCUUCUGGCUCGUGCCGCGUUGAUAAUUUCAACUCUAUUUCAUUCGGUUUUCUAAGUAGAUCGGUGUCUUGUAGCGGUUACAAUGUGUUUUAUUACAUUCAACUAAAUCAAAGUGAAGUUAAGUAAUUUAUUCAAUACUUAUGGAAUCUUUAUAAUAGCACUUUGACGAUAUUUACAAGCUGAUAUGGACAUUGAAAAAUUUAGAAAGAAGAGGCCGAAUCCUCGACAGGGCGCAAAUCCUAUCAACGUGGCAACAUUUUGUUACACCUUACCAACAUUCGUUGAAGGCUACAAGAAGGAAUUAGAAAUUCACGAUUUAUACGAAACAUUCACCGAGCACAAGUCCGGCAAACUAGGCGACAAAGUCGAAGCGGGAUGGAGAAAGGAGGUAGAAAACGCGACGAGGGCAAAAAGGCAGCCUUCACUGCGAAGAGUUCUAAUCAAGACGUUCGGUUUAGAAUUUUUGAUGUACGGAAUAGUUUUAGCAUUGUCGGAGAUAUUUAUUAGAUUAUGGCAACCGAUCUUCUUGGGAAGAUUGGUGUAUUAUUUUGCGCCAUCUCAACGGACGAUGAGGGAUAGGGACGCUCAGGAGUUUUCCAGUGGAAAUGGAACAAAUUCUAGCCAGGUAACACAACCAAUAUUGCUAGGGCAGCUGGUUGCCUAUUACAUGCUGGAACAAGAACAAAUUAGUGAGCGAGAUGCUUACCUGUACGCUGCCGGGGUCGUCGGAUGUUCACUAAUCAUUGUAUUUGUAACACAUCCAUACAUGAUGGGUGUGUUACACGUGGGAAUGAAGAUGAGGGUGGCGUGCUGCUCGCUAAUAUAUCGUAAGGCUUUAAAAUUAAAUAAAACAGCUUUAGGACAGACAACUGUGGGGCAGAUCGUCAAUUUACUUUCAAACGAUGUCAAUCGAUUUGAUGUCGCUGUGUUAUUUGCUCAUCAGCUAUGGGUUGGUCCGCUUGAAACGUUAGUGGUCACGUAUUUUAUGUAUCAAGAAGUUGGGAUAUCUGCUGUCCUUGGCAUGGUAUUUCUGCUGUCAUUUAUUCCUGUACAGUUCUUUCUGGGGAAGAAAGCAGCAACAUUCCGCCUACGAACAGCCUUGCGCACAGACGAAAGGGUGCGCUUAAUGAACGAGAUCAUCUCCGGAAUACAGGUCAUAAAAAUGUACACUUGGGAAAAGCCAUUUGCGAAACUAGUGGCUUUUGCCCGAAGGUACGAAAUUAAAUCUCUCCGACUGACUGCCUACAUUCGCGCUUGCGUUCUAUCCUUCAUCAUGUUCACCACACGUCUAAGUUUAUUCGUAACAAUAUUAGCCUACGUUCUUUUUGGUAAUGAAAUCGAUGCAAAGAAGGUGUUUGUAUUAACAGGAUUCUACAACGUCGUUAGACAGUCGAUGACGGUGUACUUCCCGCAAGGCAUCGCUCAAAUCGCCGAAGCGAAUGUGUCCAUUAAACGUUUGAAUAAGUUCCUGUUAUACGAAGAAACCCUCUUCUCCAACGAGGGGAGCAAGAAGGGCGAAAAGAACGUGGAUAAACCCUCAUCCUAUGGAUCUAUGAGUAAAGCAAUUCCAAGCAAUAUGUACACGAAGAACACGCACGACGAAGCCAUUUACAUGCAGUACGCUACGGCAAAAUGGACUGAGUCAUCUACCGAUAACACGUUUACUAAUUUCAAUUUGAAAAUUAAGAGAGGAAGUUUGGUUGCGGUCAUUGGACCGGUUGGUAGCGGGAAGACCAGUUUACUGCAUGCGAUUUUAAAGGAGUUACCUCUAAUUGUGGGGCAGCUGGAAGUAAACGGAACGGUUAGCUAUGCCUCGCAAGAGCCGUGGUUAUUUCCGGGCAAUGUGCGACAGAACAUUCUGUUCGGGCAGCCGCUGGAGAAACUUCGUUAUAAAACCGUGGUAAGACGAUGCGCCUUAGAACGCGAUUUCAGCCUUUUCCCGUACGGCGACAGGACUAUAGUGGGCGAAAGGGGUGUGUCUUUAAGUGGUGGACAGAGGGCCAGGAUUAAUUUGGCUAGAGCUGUGUAUAAAGAGGCUGACAUCUAUCUAUUGGAUGAUCCACUUUCUGCUGUAGAUACCCACGUUGGGAAAGAGCUGUUUGAGAAGUGUAUUAUGGGCUACUUAAAAGAUAAGACUGUAAUUUUAAUCACCCAUCAACUGCAGUACUUAAAAGACGCAGAUCACAUUAUCAUCCUCGACAAUGGCAUCAUGAAAGCAGAAGGGAGUUACCACGAGCUCCAAGCUUCCGGUUUAGACUUUGCUAAGUUAUUAAACAAGGAGGAGGAAGCGGAGGAAGAAGACGAAGAUUUGGAAGAUAAGGAUGCGGAACUCGUAGAGCUCACAAGGCGGGCUUCGAUACUACAACGCGCAAACUCGAUCGCUAGUUCCUUGGAGGAAGAAAAAACGGUAGAGCAACCUCAAGAAGUAGAAGAACAACGAACUAGCGGCUCCGUGUCCGGAUUCAUUUACAAGGCUUACUUUACAGCUGGUGCCAAUUGUUGUUGCAUUUUUCUACUGGCACUUUUGUAUAUUAUGACACAAUUUUUCGCUAGUUUAGCUGAUUAUUUCCUCACCUAUUGGGUAAAUCUCGAGCAACAGAGAAGUGAAGCUUCCAACUACCACAACUUAAAAAAGAUGCAAUCAGACUCCACAAAUCACACAGUUUACGUAUCAGAUUCCAUUUUUGCCAUGGGAAAACCAUCUAAUGACACUACAACUCUAAGCGACGAAUUUGCGGCCCAGAAUUUUACAAUUCCCGUCAGUGACAGCAUUUGGUUUUUCUCCCGUGAAACUUGCGUGUACAUUUACACCGGUAUUGCAGUCGCGAUCAUCGUUGUUACACUAACGCGUUCAUUCGCAUUUUUCACGUUGUGCAUGCGAUCGUCAGUUCGAUUACACGACAAUAUGUUUAACAGCAUAACGCGCGCUUCCAUGAGAUUUUUCAACACAAACUCGUCGGGAAGAAUUUUAAAUCGAUUCUCAAAGGAUAUGGGAGCUGUUGAUGAACUUUUACCGGCCGCAAUGAUCGAUGCCGUACAAAUCGGUUUGGGUCUAGGUGGUAUCAUUAUCGUUGUUGCGAUUGUCAAUUACUGGUUAAUGAUACCCACAUUUUUAACCGUUUUUAUCUUCUUCGGCUUGCGAUCAUUCUACCUAACGUCAAGCAGAAGCAUUAAACGUCUGGAAGGCAUUACUCGAAGUCCUGUCUUCGCUUACUUAAAUGCGUCUCUUCAGGGUUUAACGACGAUUAGAGCGUUUGGUGCCGAAUCAAUUUUGGAGAAAGAGUUCGAUAACCAUCAGGAUCUACACAGCUCAGCAUGGUUCUUAUUCAUCUCGACAUCCCGCGCCUUUGGAUUCUGGUUGGACCUUGUCUGCAUAAUUUACAUCACGGCGGUGACAUUAAGUUUUCUUCUAAUUGGCAACGAAAAAUUCGGCGGUAACGUCGGUUUGGCGAUAACCCAGUCGAUCAGUUUAACGGGCAUGUUCCAGUGGGGUAUGCGACAGUCUACAGAGGUGGAAAACCAAAUGACUUCCGUUGAGCGAGUGGUUGAAUACAGUCACAUCGAACACGAGCGCGACUUUGAUAGUCCACCUGGUAAAAAACCCCACCCCGAAUGGCCAGAAAAUGGAGAGAUUAGGUUUAUCAAUCUAUUCCUGCGAUAUUUCCCGCAAGACCCGCCUGUUCUGAAAAACCUCAACUUUACCAUUAAACCGUUAGAGAAAGUGGGUAUUGUCGGACGUACUGGUGCGGGAAAGUCGUCAAUGAUUUCCGCUUUGUUUCAACUAACCAACACGGAAGGACUCAUUGUUAUAGAUGGAAUAGAUAUUAAAACGAUUGGUUUACACGAUUUAAGAUCAAAAAUAUCGAUAAUUCCACAAGAGCCCGUGCUUUUUUCGGGUACAAUGCGGAAAAACCUAGAUCCGUUUGAUGAAUAUACCGAUGAGGUUUUGUGGAAAGCAUUAGAGGAGGUUGAGUUGAAGGAAGCAGUUAAUGAUUUAGUGGCAGGUUUAAACUCGAUUAUGUCCGAGGGAGGAUCGAAUUUUAGCGUGGGGCAGCGUCAGUUGGUAUGUCUAGCUAGAGCAAUUAUUCGAAACAACAAAAUUCUGGUACUGGACGAAGCAACUGCGAACGUGGACCCUCAAACUGAUGCCCUCAUUCAACAUACUAUCAGAAAGAAGUUCGCCAACUGUACCGUUUUAACAAUAGCGCAUAGAUUACACACAGUUAUGGAUUCUGACAAAGUAAUGGUAAUGGAUGCAGGAAAAAUGAUUGAAUUUGAUCAUCCACAUUUGUUGCUACAAAACGAACAUGGCGCUCUGUUUGGUAUGGUUGAACAAACUGGGACAGUUAUGGCGGAAGUUCUAACAAAAAUAGCCAAAGACAACUACAAGCAGUUACACGGACUGGAUUCUGUUUAGAUCGCCUAUUUUAGGGUUAUUAGGUACCGAAUAAUUCGCAUAAUAAUUAUUAUAUUUUGUGUGCUGUAUGAUUGUUGUAUAAGUGUAGUCUGAAAUGAUCUUUGCUAAAUAUGUUUGCUGUAUAUUUUUAUACUAGAUACUGAAUAGUUUAUAAAAGAAUCGAUCAAAUCUU